CGUAUAAAAUCAACGGCGCUUAAAUAAGCCGUCACUCCAUCCGCAACAAAAUCCGGGUGCCAUUAAGUUCGUGAAGACCCGUGUUUCCUAGUAACAUUAGCACGUUUCAUUGUUAUCUCUUCCUGUAAUACGAAGAAAUAAAAGAUGGACCAAUCCCAUAUCAGACGAUGGCCUCAAUAUCUAGCAGCGAUAACAGCCACCAUAUCGCUGGCAACUACCGGGUCUCACAUAGGUUGGACGUCACCCAUCUUACCGAUAUUGAAAUCACCCGAGUCCCACGUCCUGAUAACCUCCGAUGACGCCUCCUGGAUCGCGUCGUUUUAUCUCUUGGGCACCAUACCCGGCUGCAUUCUGGCGGCUUUCAUAGUCGACUGGCUGGGCCGAAAGACGAGCCUGCUGAUAGCCGGCGUGCCAUUAACCGCCGGCUGGUUUUUGAUCAUCGUCGCCUGGAAUCCGUACGUCCUGUACGUGUCGCGCUUCAUCAGCGGCAUCGGCCAAGGCGUCGUGUACGUCAUCUGUCCGAUGUACAUUGGCGAAAUCGCUGAUAAAGAAAUCAGGGGCUCUCUCGGCUCCUUCAUCAAGCUGAUGGUCACAUUCGGGGAAUUGUACGCUCACGCAGUCGGCCCGUUCGUCUCCUACGAAUGUCUCGCCUACGUCUGCUUGGUCAUCCCGCUGAUCUUCUUCCUGACCUUCGCGUGGAUGCCCGAGUCGCCGUACUUCUUACUCAUGAGAAAUCAAAACGAGAAAGCGAUGACGAACCUGCGGAAAUUGAAACGCAACGUUUCCGAGGACCAGCUGGAGGAAGAACUAGAGCAGAUGCAGAAGACGGUUAUCCGCGACCUCAGCGACCAAGGCCGCUUGUGGGACCUCUUCAGCACGCCCGGCAACAGACGCGCCGUCAUCAUCAGUUUCGGCUUGCAACUGAUUCUCCAGUUUAGCGGUAUAUGCGCGAUCGAGUCGUACACCCAGGAGAUUCUCGAGGAAGGAGAGACCAGUUUGCCCGCGAGCAUUACGGUUAUUCUCUUGAGCUUGCUUCAAUUGGUUGCAGGUGUCGGUGCGGCGGUACUGGUCGAUAAGCUCGGCAGACGACCGUUGCUUAUGAGCACCACCUUGUUAGGUGGAAUUUCGUUGACCGUUGCAGGCACAUUUUAUCUCCUCAAGACCGAGCUGGGGAUAAACAUGACCGGAUACGGCUGGAUAUUACAUGCCUCCGUGAUAUUCUACGAGCUGAUCAUCGCUCUCGGUCUGAAUCCGCUGCCCUACAUGAUGCUGGGCGAGCUGUUCCCGACGAACGUCAAGGGCGCCGCCGUGUCGUUGGCUAAUCUGGUCUCCUCCUUGCUAGCAUUUAUUGUCUCGAAGAUGUACCAAGUGAUCUCCGACUCUUGCGGGGUGUACGCGGCCUUCGGCUGGUUCUCCAUGAGCUGCUUCCUCGGCGUGUUCUUCAUCGCGUUCGUCGUCCCGGAGACUAAGGGCAAGUCGCUGCUGGAGAUUCAGGAGGAGCUCCAUUGCCAGAAGAAGAGGCAGAAGGCGAAGCAGAAGGCGAAGGACGCACAGCAGAUCCAAAUAAGUACGAUAGCUUAGGUCAAGCGCAAGUAACAUCGCGAUGCUUACGUACACGUCGACAAUUCAUGCACGAUACUUUUCAAACGAUAGAAAUAAGCGCCGCGCGUAUCUCGGAUUAUGGAACAUUCGGCAGGGAAUCUCUAAGCAUAUAAUCGUCCUUCCGAUAGGACACCGAUCGUAAAGCGGACGUGGACGAGCAAUGGUAAGAUCAAUUAUAAUAUUCGGAUAAAAUUGGAUUGUCUCGCUUUCGACUCACUGAAAUUUACGGGAGGUCACAAAAUUUGAUAAUAUCCAAAAAGAUGUAAUCUUAUACUUGGCAGGAUCCUUUUGUAUAUGGCCUCGAUUUAGAAUUCUUCUAAAGUCAACAGGAAAAUAUUCUAAUGAACGAAAAAACGUAAAAAGAAAUUUUGGUUGUAAAACGUUGUUUCCUCUAAUUCCAUAUUCUAAACGAGAACUGUUACUGAAAGAGUAUUUUUCUUCUGAUGAAAAGUAAACUAUUAGAAAUUAGAAAUUAGAAAUUUAUUAGAUAUUUUAUUCUAACACUUUUUCUUUUGGAUCAAGAGGAAUAUUAGAAAAAAAUUUCUCUUAUUAGGGUUGCAUUCCGAAACGUUCUUCUUGAGGAAACGUUUCCUGAAAAUCUGUAGUUUAUGUUAUGUAUUAUGAAUUUUCAGUAAAAUUUUCUUCAGGAAGGACGUUUUGGAAUGCACCUCGAAAAGCAAAUUUUCUUUUACUAGAAAAAAUGUCUAUUAAGAACAAGACUUGUAUUACAGAUAAAGGAUAAAGUUCUCCUAUAAUCCUAAAAAUAUUGUACUUAGAAUAUCUUCUUAGUUUUAGAAGAAUCCUUCCAAGGCCAUGUAUAAGUGGAUCCGCUGAAGAUCGUAUAUUUUUGAGCGUGCUAUUUAUAAAUUGUUGAUGGAAUUUUACAAAUCUCCCGAGAGCACUCUCUGUCAAAAGUCAGCGAUCGAUUUACGCGCGCGUUAACAUGAAAAGUUAAUAUGUUAAUUCGAAGAAAAAUUUCGAGAAUCUCUACGUUGCUAGUUGCAAAGUCUAUUUGUAUUUUGAUUAGGAUCGGCUAUUACGAAAAUAUUUUUUUCUCCACGUUUUGGUAGCAACGUGAUAAGAACGAAACAAUGAAACUCCAAUCGAGAUCUAAAUUGUAAGUAUUAGAAAUCGAAUUGCUCAGUUGAAAGUUAGAUCGUAAGAUUAUUAGUGUUUAAGAAAGGGCCCUUAUAUUCCAUUUAAGAAGGCGCUUCGAUCGAAGUAACGAGGUCGUCAAAAGAGCCAUUUCCGAUCGAGAUAUCAUCAGUGUUACGACUGAAGGAAGAACUCAUACCCCAGAUAAACAAGAUGUCAGUUCGAGUUAAGUUUAGACUGAUGCGCAAACGAGCGCCUGUCACUUGGACAAACUUAACAAUCUUAAUUAAAGAAACACAUCACUCCGAGCUACGCAGAACUAGGGAGGCAGGGAGGGGGGAGAUAACGGCGUGAAUUUAUUAAUACCGCGCUGUUCGUCAGCAUUGGUCAUGAAUGCAAAUCGAUCCUUUCGUUCGCGAGGUGUAUAGGCUUAUUCACAAAAACCAGUACAAGAAAGCGUAAAUGUCGUUAUCUGAUUAUAUCGACUUAGAGAUAAUUACACCAAUGAUGAUAACUCGAUCGGACAGAAGCUCGUUGGCGAAUUCGCGGCCGAGAAUAAUGCGAAUUUACAGUGUAUCGGUGGUUUCCGGAAAACUGUUCCAGGAGCGGCAUUCAUGCGGAAUCCAUCGUACAUCCAACGUGCGUUAGCUAGGGCACCGAUCACGGUAGAGCAAACUCGCAUGACCACCUUUUUUCCCCUUUUAGGCAGGGUUAAAUACUGAAGUUUCUGAGACUGAUAGCUUUUAAUUAAUCGUAAAGUAUUUAUUUAUUGUCUUGGGCGAGCAUCGAACAGGCGGAGAAAGAGACAUAGAGAAAGAGAUUCGACAUUGUCACCUCGCGUAUCUGUUGUGGUUUCAAGGUACUCUUGAUAUAUCCCUGAAUUUACACUGCAAGUAACCCUUACCACACGCACACAAGUGAUAUACGCCGGCUUUGUUUAUCUUUUGCGGUUUGAUACAGCAUCCUAAAGAAUGAUUAUAUGUGCAAAAAAAUUACGUCAGAAUCGAUCUCAGCAUGUAAAAUCUCUCACAUUUUAAUAACACUAUAAAAUAUUUCAAAGCAUUUUAGGAAAAAAUAUUUCGGACAAUAGUUUUUUUAUUUCAAUGGGUAAAUAAAAUGGUGAUCUCUAUUUGACUAUGAGACGCUCUACCAAGAUUUUUUCAAAGUUGAUAGAGUCUCAUGGCCAAAUACAGAGGUUAUUAUCUUACUUAUCAAACCAAGGAACUUUGAAAUAUUUUUUCCUGAAAUGCAUUACUAGUGAAAUAUUUUAUAGCGUUAUUAAAAGUGAGACAUUUCGAAAGCUGAAAUUUAUUUUAAACUAAUAUUUUUUGCAUAAAUAGUCAUCUCUUUUGGCAUAAUACCGAACCACGAAAGAUAAACAAAAUCGGUGUGUAUCUUGUGAUAAGUGUUGCUUAUGAAAAAAAUAUUUCAGAGUUUAUUUGUGGGAUAUAAAGUUUAUUUGAUAGAAAUAGUUUAUUUCACAGAAGUAAAUUUUGUUUCUCGGGAAUAAUCUUCAAAUCUUAUAAAUUUUUUAGUAUUUUUUCCGGUGCACAAUAAAGAAUAACAUUUGGAGGAAUUUCUCGCAGGAGAGAAAAGAAAGGCGGAAUCCUGUUCAAUGCGACGCCACACGGCGAUUAGGACCAUCUUUCUAAUCCCUUUAAGGCAGGGUGCAAAACAAACGUCCAACAUGAUAUAACGCUUACGAUUAAACGUUAUUGAAGAAUAGCGCGUGUGACGCGCGUACCUCAAUGAAGAUAUCGCGCACGCCUAUGGCCCUGAUGCAAGAAGGAUUUAGACGAGCACUGUGGCAUGACUAACUUAUAUUUCCCUUUCAGGCAGGGUGAGACACGAUUAUAUGUUAUAAGAAUAGCGGCGUAGAAUAUAACUGGCCCAAAUUAGAGUUAAAAGAAACAACGUUCACGCGUCGACGCGUGUUAGAAUCUUACCCCGGGUUUCCGGGCACGCGCUCUCGCAGGUGUUCGCCGAUGAUGAGUGGACGUCUGACCGACGCGAAGAAGAUCCGAUCGGUCUUAUAAUCGGCUUAAUGGCGGCUCUUCCUUCCACUCGCGUCGAAAUGUUAUUCUUGACCGACCGACGUCAUCCACCUGUUACGUAAGAGAGAAAGACAACGCGCACGUAGCUACGUUUGGCGAGCAAACAACCGAAACCGCGUGAAUCCCACUCAGCUUCAUCCACUCGCUCGAGUGACACACCGAAACAUCGGUCAUCCGCCUUUUAUUGUACGGCUACAUCACACACGCGGGAGCGCGCUAUACUUAAUAAGUUACAUCUUAACUCGAGUGUCAAGUAUGUUCACGCUAUUGCACGACUCUCUACAUGUCCCUUUGAGGCAGGGUUUAAGACUAAUCGAAUUCGCACUUCGACAUAUAGAUUUCUACAUUCGAGAUUUCUACAGUGUAGAAGUUUGCAAUAUACGUUGACAAUAAAGACUCACCAUUUUAUCUGCAA
Odontomachus brunneus is the source of this 5166-nucleotide messenger RNA. RefSeq names its product facilitated trehalose transporter Tret1-like. The record is from RefSeq and is a predicted model, not a curated record. Gene Ontology annotation, cellular component: membrane. The coding region runs from base 145 to 1581 and encodes 478 amino acids. Lineage: Eukaryota; Metazoa; Arthropoda; Insecta; Hymenoptera; Formicidae. Gene Ontology annotation, biological process: transmembrane transport. Gene Ontology annotation, molecular function: transmembrane transporter activity. The transcript is spliced from 3 exons.